GCCAGAUACACACGCGGGGCGCGCAUUCGUAAAGUUUCUCGAGCGAUGGAUUACUACUACAGUCUCGUUUCACCGCCCUGCCAGAGCCCGCUGCUGGUGGCGAAGAAGCUUGGAAUCACGCUGAAUCUCAAGAAAACGAACAUCCACGAUCCGGUUCAAAAAGAGGCACUUACCAAGCUAAAUCCCCAACACACCAUCCCAACGCUGGUGGACAACGGGCACGUUUUGUGGGAAUCGUACGCGAUCGCGACAUAUUUGGUAGAGGCCUAUGCGAAGGAUGACACACUCUAUCCCAAGGAUCCGAAAGUGCGUUCCAUCGUAAACCAGCGGCUCUUCUUCGACAUUGGCACGCUGUACAAGCAGCUCAUCGAAAUCAUCCACCGGGUGUUCAAGAAGGAACAACCCACCGACGAGCAGAUGGAAAAGCUGAAGAAAGCCAUCGAACUGUUGGAACAUUUCGUUACCGAGCGAUCGUACGUCGCAGCGGAUCACCUGACGGUGGCGGACAUCUGCUUGCUGGGCACGGUAACCGCACUCAACUGGCUGAAGCACGAUAUGGAACCUUUCCCCCACAUCAGGGCAUGGAUUGCACGGGUGACUGCCGAAAUCCCUGGCUAUGCCGACUUCCGGAAGGAGGCUGAGCAAGCCAUCCAAGAGUACGUCGCCAAUCGGAAGUGAGACGACUGGCGUGCGGGAUUUUUGGUCUAGUUGAGGGUUUGUGUAGUUGGCAGCAUGUGAUGCAACGUACGAUCAAUGUGCAGCUUUGUAAACAUGGAAAUACUUUUCAGAGGCUUUGUGUCGCUUUGGAAUGAGUGUGAGGCUUUGGAAUCGUCGGAUCCGUACGAAUUUAAUACAUCAUUGUGAGCCUGCCAAUUCUUAUCUAAACGGGUUGAUUAUCAGUGAGCAUACAUGUUGUAGUCAAUUAGUCGCGCACCACACGCAGCACGUUGGAGAAUGCACCACAUUGAAUCUGAUCGCACACUCUUUUCGGAUAUUUAUCAACAGUAAUUAAUACAUUUUGGUUGGUUACUGAUCAAUAUACACGCAAUCAGAUUAGGAUUUUCAAUCGUUUAGCAGCAGCAGAGUUGAGCAAAGAAAAAUGCAAUGCAAUAAAAAUGCAAGGUUGUUCCAUGCAGCA
Molecule: messenger RNA, 1138 nt
Organism: Anopheles moucheti
Lineage: Eukaryota; Metazoa; Arthropoda; Insecta; Diptera; Culicidae
Product: glutathione S-transferase D5-like
Exons: 2
Coding region: 46-678 (210 amino acids)
Biological process (GO): glutathione metabolic process
Molecular function (GO): glutathione transferase activity
Source: RefSeq, a predicted model, not a curated record